Molecule: messenger RNA, 998 nt
Organism: Aspergillus caelatus
Lineage: Eukaryota; Fungi; Ascomycota; Eurotiomycetes; Eurotiales; Aspergillaceae
Exons: 3
Coding region: 60-998 (312 amino acids)
Source: RefSeq, a predicted model, not a curated record
CAGUAUUGCAUACAUUCUCAUCCCUUUACUGGUGAUCACUCUACAGUACGAAGCUCGUCAUGACUAAAAAGGGGAGCGAGGAGCCUACGGGCUCUGACACCAAGCAAGCUGAAGUAUGGCGGUCCUACUUAACAUCUGGUUUUCUCAGUUGGCCCUUUUGGCCGUACUCAUUCUUCAGUCGUGGUCAAAGAACUGAUGUUGGGGCAUCGCAGGAAGAUACCAUUGCAGCCCCCGAGACUGCUCAACCUCCGACUGCCCCAGAAGUAGAGCAUCGGGGGGUCAGCGAAGCGCCUAGCGCCCAGGAAGAGAAAUCGCAGGUGAAAAGAAGACGAUCUGCGAGACUGAACAAAAGAAGCGUCUCUCCUACAGCGGAAACCCCCGCGACUCCGCCAUCUCCACCUAAAAAGAGCAAAGUCGAAGCAGGAGAAGCUUUGAGCCCUGCGCCGCAGUCUUCUAUUCCUGAGGAAGUCCCAGCCCAGUCUCAAGGAGAAGAUGCCGAUAAGGCCCCGUCAUGCGAUGAAGACCAGCCACAACAUCCUGAUGCUACCGGUGAGAAGAGCCCAUCGCAUGAUAAAGACCAGAUGCAGUAUCCUGAUCCUGCCGAUUGUCCUGGGUAUUACUUACGUGGGGCUACGUGGCUGCCCUACAAUGAUGAUGAGAUUCACAAGAAACUCAGCGUCAUCCAGGAACGUCUGCAGGAAUGGUCAGUGGAGUGGGCAACUCUGGAAAAGCAACUUUCCGACGAAGAAAAGCAAAAGAUAAUUGCCGGGCUGGAGGGAUAUUGUCUGCAAGAUGACUGGAACUCGUUGGUUAAGAGAUUACCGUCCAAUAUUUCUGAACUCCUCCCCCUCAUUCUCAGCCAGGCUUUAGUGGCUAAGGACUUAUUUGAGAAUGUGAUAGAAGAUCCAUUUUUCUAUCUCAAUGGAAAUGAGGAUGGUUUACAGUUGAACCUGCCGGCGAAAGAGAGAGGUGGAAUUCAAGAAAGUGGCUCCAGAUAA